This is a messenger RNA of Scedosporium apiospermum, 3210 nucleotides long. RefSeq names its product UPF0202 protein KRE33. The transcript is spliced from 4 exons. Gene Ontology annotation, cellular component: 90S preribosome; nucleolus. The coding region runs from base 1 to 3210 and encodes 1069 amino acids. Gene Ontology annotation, biological process: rRNA acetylation involved in maturation of SSU-rRNA. The record is from RefSeq and is a predicted model, not a curated record. Gene Ontology annotation, molecular function: tRNA binding; 18S rRNA cytidine N-acetyltransferase activity; ATP binding. Lineage: Eukaryota; Fungi; Ascomycota; Sordariomycetes; Microascales; Microascaceae.
AUGGCUCGCAAGGCAGUUGAUUCGAGGAUUCCCGCCCUCAUUCGCAAUGGCUUACAAGAGAAGAAGCGCAGCUUCUUCGUCGUUGUCGGCGACCGAGCCAAGGAUGUCAUUGUGCAUCUACACUACAUAAUGUCGAGUAUGGACAUCAAGCAAAACAAAUCCGUCCUAUGGGCAUAUAAGAGCAAGCUAUUAGGCUUUACAUCUCACCGCAAAAAGCGGGAGAACAAAAUCAAGAAGGAAAUCAAGCGUGGUAUCCGCGAGGCGAACUCCGAAGACCCUUUCGAACUCUUUGUAUCUCUCCACGAUAUUCGAUAUGUCUACUACAAGGAGACGGAAAAGAUUCUCGGUAACACAUACGGCAUGUGUAUUCUCCAAGACUUCGAAGCGAUAACACCAAAUAUCCUCGCGAGAACAAUUGAGACCGUGGAGGGAGGCGGCUUAGUGGUCCUGUUGCUCAAGGGUAUGACGAGUCUGAAGCAGCUUUACACUCUGACCAUGGACGUCCACUCUCGAUACCGAACCGAAGCUCAUGACGACGUUGUCGCGAGGUUCAACGAACGAUUCAUCCUUUCCCUCGGCAGCUGCCAAUCUUGUCUUGUCAUCGAUGAUGAACUUAACGUGCUACCGAUCUCCGGAGGCAAAGAGGUGAAGGCGCUUCCGCCGCCCGACCUCGAUCAACCCAAGACCCCCGCGCAAAGGGAGCUAGAUGGCCUGAAAGAUUCUCUUCAAGAUACGCAACCUGUCGGCUCGCUCGUUAGUCUAGCGCGGACGGUAGACCAAGCAAAGGCUCUUUUAACCUUCGUCGAUGCCAUCGCGGAGAAGACAUUGAGGAGUACUGUGACUCUUACCGCAGCGCGUGGUCGAGGAAAAUCGGCGGCGAUGGGUGUUGCUGUGGCAGCUGCUGUGGCUCACGGGUAUAGCAACAUUUUCAUCACAUCACCAUCUCCCGAGAACUUGAAGACCUUGUUCGAGUUCAUAUUUAAGGGCUUCGACGCUCUCGGAUACGCGGAUCAUAUCGACUAUACCAUCAUUCAGUCGACGAACAAGGAUUGGAAUAAGGCAAUCGUUCGUGUGAACAUCCACCGCCAGCAUAGGCAAACAAUUCAGUACAUCCGACCACAAGAUGCUCAUGUCCUAGGCCAAGCGGAAUUGGUGGUGAUCGACGAGGCUGCCGCCAUUCCUCUUCCGCUCGUCAGGAAGCUUAUGGGCCCCUAUCUAGUGUUUAUGGCGUCUACUAUCAACGGUUAUGAAGGCACGGGUCGAUCCCUGUCCCUGAAGCUCAUUAAACAGUUGCGGGAGCAGGCGCACGCUAAGAAUGCCAACGUGGCUCCGGACACGCAAGUGGCUGAUCGAUCUACUGGCAAGGCGGCCAAGAGCGAGUCCGUGCCUUCUAGUGGACGGUCUCUAAGAGAAAUUACCCUCUCCGAGCCAAUUCGAUACGCGCCAGGCGACGCCGUUGAAAAAUGGCUCAACAGUCUCCUCUGCCUUGACGCAACCUUGCCUCGAUCCAAGAACACCAUCCACGGUUGCCCCGACCCGUCACAAUGCCAGCUCCUCCACGUCAACCGAGAUACCCUCUUCUCCUUCCACCCGGUCUCCGAAAGGUUCCUCCAGCAAAUGAUUGCGCUCUACGUGGCCAGCCACUACAAAAACUCGCCAAACGAUCUUCAGCUCAUGAGCGAUGCGCCGGCUCACGAGCUCUUUGUUCUAGUGCCGCCUGUGUCCGAAGAUAGCCAAAAACUACCAGAGCCUCUUUGUGUGAUACAGGUGGCUUUAGAAGGUCAGAUUAGCCGACAGAGUGUACUCAACAGCCUGGGACGUGGGCAGAGGCCUGCGGGAGACCUUAUUCCCUGGCUCGUAAGCCAACAGUUCCAAGAUGAAGAGUUCGCGUCUCUAUCGGGAGCGAGAGUGGUCAGGAUAGCUACAAAUCCGGAUUAUGUCUCGAUGGGAUACGGAUCUCGGGCCCUGGACCUUCUAGUAAAUUACUAUGACAGGAAAUUUACCAAUCUCUCGGAAGAAGAGCCAAUGACCUCCGCCGAGGAAACCUUCCCACGAGUCACCGACGACGAGCUCGCAGGAGCGUCACUCCUCGACGACAAUAUCAAGGUCAGAGACAUCUCCAAGAUGCCGCCUUUGUUCGCCAGGCUCGAGGAGCGACGACCUGCCAGCGUAGAUUAUGUCGGUGUUAGCUACGGUUUAACGCCGCCGCUCCACAAAUUCUGGAAGAAGGCCACAUUCGCGCCGGUGUACCUGCGUCAAACUCCCAAUGAGUUGACUGGAGAACACACUUGCGUGAUGCUCCGGCCUCUGGAAAGCAGCGGGGACCAAAGCUGGCUCGGAGCAUUUGCACGAGAUUUCCACCGCAGAUACCUGUCGCUCCUUUCUUACGAUUUCCGUACUUUUGCUCCGAUCACAGCUCUGAGCAUUGAUGAGUCCGCCAUUGCCGGUGCACGGCUCGACAAGGCCGAGGUCAAGCGCCUUAGGAAGUCUGAGCUGGACGAGCUUAUGACGCCGUUCGACCUGAAGCGCCUCGAUUCGUACUCGAAUAACAUGUUCGACUAUCGUGUCAUUCUUGACCUCGUGCCAACACUCGCAAUGCUCUACUUCAGCGGCCGGUUAAGAUCAGACAUCAAGCUUUCGGGCCUGCAGCAGUCCAUUCUCCUCUCAGUCGGCCUUCAGCGCAAGGACAUGGAUACCAUUUCUCAGGAAUUAACGAUCCAGCCGGAGCAGGUUCUGCCGCUCUUCAACAAGAUUAUCCGCAAGAUUACUGCGCACUUUGCUGCGCUAGUGGAAGGUGCCGUCGAGGCGGAGAUGCCCAAGCCCGAUAGCAUUGGCGUAAGCCGUGAGAACGCCAGUGGAGCGCAUGACGAUGAGCGUGUCAAUGAGCGGUUCGAGCCAUUCGCAAUCUCGCUAGAAGAUGAUCUCCAGGAUGACUCGGCGCUGACCGAGGUGGAGAAGAAGAAGCGAGAACUUAUCGACUCGCUUCCUCUCGACCAGUACGAAAUCGAAGGUGAUGCGCCGGGCUGGGACGAUGCGGAGAAGCAGGUCAUGAACGCGGCGAAGCGAGGGCAGAAGAACGUAGUUGUCAGCGUUAAGUCAGGCAAGACAAAGCGCAAGGCCGGACCAACAGCGGCGGAGAUUUACGAUAAGGAGAUUGGCGAGAAGGAGAGGAAAAAGGUCAAGCUGGGAAGGAAAGCGAAGAUGAGUUAA